Ictalurus punctatus (channel catfish) is the source of this 2340-nucleotide messenger RNA. RefSeq names its product male germ cell-associated kinase (gene mak). Gene Ontology annotation, cellular component: cilium; cytoplasm; nucleus. The record is from RefSeq and is a predicted model, not a curated record. Gene Ontology annotation, molecular function: ATP binding; protein serine/threonine kinase activity. NCBI's taxonomy places the organism in Eukaryota, Metazoa, Chordata, Actinopteri, Siluriformes, Ictaluridae. Bases 330 to 2141 code for a protein of 603 amino acids. Gene Ontology annotation, biological process: intraciliary transport; cilium assembly; protein phosphorylation. The transcript is spliced from 14 exons.
AGAGUUUACACACCAACGUUAUACAAAUCUCCGGAAACGUCUUGGCGCUGGCAAACAACAUAUACCACGAGCCCCUGCCUGUCCACGUGACACAGCGUGGUCGUCGCGCUAGAGUCCUCGUUGCCAUGGAGAGGAUGGUACACGCCUUAUCUGGACAGACGACUUAAUUUAACUUUAUCUUACACACAACUUCACUAUCUUCAGUCCCAGACAACGGAAAAGGGCGAGCAGUCAUAGGAAAUGGCCUGAGAAAUAUAGUUUGCACAGUUGUAUAUGUGUGAGCUGUAUUCUUUUCCAUCUGGGAGAGAGAGGGCGCUGCAUGAACAAGGAUGAACCGUUAUACCACACUGAAGCAGCUGGGGGAUGGCACCUACGGCAGUGUGCUUAUGGGCAGAAGCAAUGAGUCUGGGGAGUUGGUCGCCAUCAAGAGAAUGAAGAGGAAGUUCUUCUCCUGGGAGGAGUGUAUGAACCUGAGAGAAGUGAAGUCACUAAAGAAACUGAAUCAUGCCAACGUGGUGAAACUAAAGGAAGUAAUCAGAGAAAAUGACCAAUUGUACUUCAUUUUUGAGUACAUGAAAGAGAAUCUCUACCAGCUGAUGAAAGACAGAGAAAACAAGAUGUUCACUGAAAAUGAAAUAAGGAACAUCAUGGUUCAAGUGCUCUCUGGUUUGGCAUUUGUGCACAAGCAUGGAUUUUUCCAUCGGGAUAUAAAGCCAGAAAAUCUGCUGUGUAUGGGUCCUGAACUGGUGAAAAUAGCAGACUUUGGUCUGGCCAGAGAGAUCCGUUCUCGGCCUCCCUAUACAGACUAUGUCUCCACACGAUGGUAUCGAGCUCCAGAGGUGCUUCUGAGGUCAUCUGUGUACAGCUCUCCUAUAGACAUGUGGGCAGUGGGCUGCAUUAUGGCAGAGCUCUAUACAUUACGACCUCUUUUCCCUGGCAACAGUGAGGUCGAUGAGAUCUUCAAGAUCUGCCAGGUUCUUGGCACAGUGAAGAAGACAGACUGGUUGGAGGGUCAUCAACUGGCUGCAGCAAUGAACUUCCGCUUUCCUCAGUGUGUUCCCACACCUCUAAAAACCCUCAUCCCCAAUGCCAGCAAUGAGGCUCUGACACUAAUGAAGGAUUUGCUGUAUUGGAACCCGAAAAAGAGGCCAACUGCUGUGCAGGCACUCAGGUACCCCUACUUUCAAGUGGGCCAGGUGCUGGGACCGCAGCGUCAAACCCCUGACCUUUGUAAGUCGCAGGUGAAAACAGCUCAUCCCAACAAGACCAAAUCUGAGCUGCAGUCAGUCUCUGAGCCAGCCCUAUGCUCUAAGUCCAAGGUUCAGGGCAGGAAUUCCCAUCAGCCCCUGCAGCCAAUCUCCCUGCCUCAGGCCCCCAUUCAGGCAGACCAUCAAGCUGAGCCUCUACCACUCAAUACACAAAAGAGGCCUGUGGGAAAUGAGAACAGCCUGAUGGGACUAAAAAGUGGGCGGAGACGCUGGGGACAGACCAAACGCUCUGAUAGCUGGGACGAGUCAGAUCCCUCAGAUACAGCUGCAUCCAACUCCAAAAAACCCAGCAUGAGAGCGGAAGAGAACAAACCUACCAAUGAGUUCACUUUUGAGCCAAAAGACCAAAAGCUUAUUUACACUUUUAGCAACGUUACUAAGCUACCGAGUAGCAUAAAAUCAAGCUCCAGUCUGCAAAGCACCUGCUCAGCAAGACAGCAUUACCUGCGGCAAUCAAGAUACCUGCCUGGUUUGAUAAGUAAAAGCUCCCCGUCAACUGUGGAAACAGAGCCCCAGAGGGAACUGUGGGACAAGUGGUCAACACAUCCAAAGAAACCACUUGCUCCCACUGUUGGAACCGCAGUUACUCGAGUCACCCCAGGAAACUUUAUUAGCACCACAUACAACCUCUCUGGAGGUUAUAUUCCAUCUUUCCAGAAGAAGGAGGUUGGAUCAGUUGGCCAGAGGAUACAGCUUGCACAAAUUGGAAACCAGCAAGCACAUGCUGAUGGGUGGAAAAAAAUCUCUCAAGUCAAAGAGACAAGUUACUCAGCCCUGGGGAAAAAUUCUGGCAACAUUCUCCCUCAUGCAGCUCCUGUCCAACCUGUCCACGGUCGAGUGGACUGGGCAGCAAAGUACGGAAACCAUCGGUAGCACAUCAAAUCUUUACAGCCUCAGUUUGUACUAAUCUUCUCUAGCAGAGAAGUUUUAUAAUGUCUCAAACCCCACUGUGCAGACUGUUUUGUAGAAAAUGUUAUAAUUUUUGUAAAAGACAUUCACCCUAGAACUGAAAGAUUUUUUGUUUAUCGACUCUGUGAAAAUAAAAAAAAAUAAAAAAAAUUUAAAAAUCAUA